Pollicipes pollicipes is the source of this 2056-nucleotide messenger RNA. RefSeq names its product ubiquinone biosynthesis protein COQ6, mitochondrial (gene Coq6). The record is from RefSeq and is a predicted model, not a curated record. Gene Ontology annotation, cellular component: mitochondrion. The transcript has 2 exons. Gene Ontology annotation, molecular function: 4-hydroxy-3-all-trans-polyprenylbenzoate oxygenase activity; FAD binding. Gene Ontology annotation, biological process: ubiquinone biosynthetic process. Bases 179 to 1564 code for a protein of 461 amino acids. NCBI's taxonomy places the organism in Eukaryota, Metazoa, Arthropoda, Thecostraca, Pollicipedomorpha, Pollicipedidae.
CCCAGAGAUUGGGUUUCAUGCUUUGUGCACGUGUUGCCUGCUCAGUUAAUUAUGUUCUUCGGAUUCUGCUCCCCACAUUAUUUUGCCUGCAAGCUGUGAUAUCUGCAAGACCUACAACAUGGCCCACAUGUGUGUGUGAGGCUGCCUGCUGUCAAGUCUGCUGCCCAUCAGUGAAGCCAUGCUGCGCUCGUGGCGCUGCCUGUGGUCGGCCAGCGCCCGGUUACCAGCCACCCGCCGGCUCUGCACCGCCAUCCCAGAGCAGGAGUACGACGUGAUCGUUAGCGGCGGCGGCAUGGUCGGCCUGGCCAUGGCGGCCGCGCUGUGCACGGACCCCGUGCUGCGCGACUACCGCGUCACGCUGCUGGAGGCCGGGCCGGCGCCGCCACCGGCAGCGGCCCUGCCGGCCGAGUUCAGCAACCGAGUGUGCGCACUCAGCCCGGCCACGCGCCGCCUGCUGGAGCGGCUGGGUGCGUGGGAGCGACUCGAGCGGUACAGCACCACGCAGCACAUGCAGGUGUGGGAGUCGCGCUCCGACGCCAUGAUCCGCUUCGAGAACCUCGAGCGGCCUGAGGACCUUGCCUACAUCGUCGAGAACGAAGUGAUCACGCGCGCGCUGUCCGCCGCGCUGGCGGCCGCCGGCGGCGAGGUGGCGUACGACGCGGCCGUGGAGGAGAUCGCGCUGCCGCCGGCCGGCGCCGCGCCGGGGGAGGACGCCGUGCGCCUGCGCCUGGCCGACGGCCGCCGCCUCAGCUGCUCGCUGCUGGUUGGCGCCGACGGCGUCGGCUCGGCCGUGCGCCGCGCCAUGGGCGUGCGCACGCUCGGCUGGAGCUACGGCCAGCGCGGCGUAGUGGCGACGCUGUGCCUCGCCGACGCCGACCUCGCCAACAACGUGGCCUGGCAGCGGUUCCUGCCGACGGGGCCGCUGGCGCUGCUGCCGCUCUCCGACACGCGCAGCUCGCUCGUCUGGAGCACGUCCGACGCCGAGGCGCGCCGCCUGCUCGCGCUCUCCGACGACGACUUCGUGGACGCGCUGAAUCGCAGCCUGUGGGACGAGCACGAGGCGGCGCCGGCCGUGCAGUGGGCGGCGGACGCGGCGCGCGGCCUGCUCGGCGCGCUCGGUCUGCGCGCCCCGUCGGGCCCGCUACAGCUGCCACCAUCCGUGGCCGGCGUCGUGCCCGGUAGCCGCGCCGCCUUCCCGCUGGCGCUGCAGCAUGCCGAGGCAUACACGGCGCGGCGUGCCGUGCUCGUCGGCGACGCGGCGCGCCGCGUGCACCCGCUCGCCGGCCAGGGCGCCAACCUGGGCUUCGGCGACGUGACGGCACUGGCGGCGGCGCUGGCGGCGGCGGCCAGCUGCGGCGCCGACCUGGGCGCGCGCCGCCACCUGGCCGAGUACGAGACGGUGCGCCAGCGCGCCAGCGCGGCGCUGCUGACGCUCACCGACGGCCUGCAGCGGCUGUACGGCACCGAGGCGCUGCCGGCCGUGCUGCUCCGCUCCGUCGGCCUGCAGGUGUGCGACGCCGUGCCGCAGGUGCGCCGCUUUCUCAUGGACCGGGCGCGCGCCUGAGCGGCUCGGGGGCCGCCGGCCGCCGCCGGGCGAGGAGCGAUGACGCCUCGUGUUGGUGAGACCCCGCGUGUUUCUGGUGGGCGGCAGGGAUUGUUGGUCGUUCCUUCCGGCCCGGUUUGUGGGCCUGGUGGGCGAGCCGGCCAGGUCACGUGAGAGGUCAUCCGUGUGCCGCUUGCGGGCUGUUUGCGUGAGCUGUUCUCAGCUUGCGACUGAUCGGAGUGACUAGAUGCCGCAAAACCUUGGCCGAUUCGUGAACCGCUCAAUCGUUUUUAGUCACGGUCGUCACCGCUGGGCACUGCUGAAUGAGUGCCUUUGCAUCUCACAAAGCAGAUGAACACGCAUGGGGUUCUCUUGGCAAUGGGAUGAGUGAUCCGAAUCAGCUUUUAGUUGCAUUCGUCGGCGUCCUGUGUGCUUCAGCUGUACACACUUUGGUGGCUGUUGCUGUUAACUUUGUGUCACUGAUUGCGUGAUAAUAUAUGCGUGUUCUCGGUA